Messenger RNA from Anoplopoma fimbria (sablefish), 2777 nucleotides. RefSeq names its product SP110 nuclear antigen, tandem duplicate 1 (gene sp100.1). Gene Ontology annotation, biological process: humoral immune response; regulation of transcription by RNA polymerase II. Bases 330 to 2180 code for a protein of 616 amino acids. NCBI's taxonomy places the organism in Eukaryota, Metazoa, Chordata, Actinopteri, Perciformes, Anoplopomatidae. The record is from RefSeq and is a predicted model, not a curated record. Gene Ontology annotation, cellular component: nucleus; cytoplasm. Gene Ontology annotation, molecular function: protein binding; translation regulator activity; DNA binding. The transcript has 16 exons.
UUUAGCGACAAGAGGAACCGAGAAGACAUGUGGGCAGAUCCACGGGGGAAACUCUAAAUCGGGGCAUGGAAGGACUUUCAACAAUUUUUUUUAAAUCUGUUCCUUGUUUGUGAUUUCUGGUGCAGAUAGGGGGAAGUUGUUGGUGCUCAUUUUUAGUUUAAUUUUGUCUAAAGAUCCAGUUUAUGUAAAGAGAAUCACCUCAUGGCUAAUCAGUGGCGGGAGCCCGUCAUAUAGUGCCACAGUUUGGGGGUAACAUCUUGGAGCAGUAGUGGUCUCUCCGGGCCUGGUGUUAUUUUUUCUCGCGGAGGAGUAGCGCUGACAGACCACUAAUGGAACCGAUGGACUGGCUGGGUAACGAGGAGCUCCUGCGGUUCUUCCACCGUCACAAAACGGAAAUGUCAUGCAUAGAGAACCCGCACACGUUUCUCAGCCAGCUCAGGGACCACGACCUGGUCCCGGAUGACCAAUACAAGAAGGUGAUUCGUAUGAAGAGUAAAGACAACAUAAGGAAAGGUCUCUAUGGAAUUCUGGACUUGUUGGAGAAAGAACAACCAAAGAGGAUCAAAGAGUUCUGGAGCUGCGUCUUCAAGGACACCAUCCUGAACCAGUAUCCCAUCCUGCGACUUCUGCGCAACAGCCUCAAGGACGGGUCUUUUGACAUACCAGAGAGGGUGGGAACCGAACAGUCGGACGACGGGAAAAGGAAGGAGCUUUCAGAAAGUGAGGAGGGAGAGGAGAAGAAAGUGAAAUCAGUGAAAAAGAAAAGAAAACUGAGAAGAAGGAGCGCGAGCGAUGAGAAUGAGGAGGAGCCGGCCGGACCAUCAUCUCUGUCGACUCCCAGGAAAAAGUCCCAAAAAAUCUGCUACUCCUCUCCCCUGAAGAAGGGAGAAGAGAAUAACAUUUGGAGCUGGCCCAUCUAUAAGCUCCAGAUACCCGUGACUUGUGGACUCCAGUUGGGGACACUGGACAGAAACAGACUGGCUAAAGGGGAGAAGUGCAUUGUGGUCGGGAAAAAGUGGUUCACUCCCAACGAGUUUGAGAGGUUUGCGGGGAAAAUGAGUUCAAAGAAUUGGAAGGUGACCAUUCGAUGUGGGAACACCCCCCUAGGAAAACUUAUAAAGGAAGGUCAUAUAGAAGCAGCAAGGUACAAAGGAGGGUGUAAAAAGGCCAAGAAAUCACUGAUCCCAUCUGGUCAUGUAACCACAGACGUAGAAGAAAAGGAGGACAGCGACCUGGACGAGGAAGACCAGGCUUCGUCAUGCAGCAAAGAAAGUUCCCCAUCCUUUACAGACGAAGAGGGAGAGGAAGAGACCGAGGAGCAGCCGGAAGCCAGCAACGCCAGCGGCAGGAAGGUGUUCAGAGUCACAUGUGGACCUGUAGCGGGGACCUUACACAAGAAACGUUUCACGUCAGGGACUAAAGGGAAGUGUAUUCGUACUGAGACGAGCUGGAUGACCCCAGUGGAGUUCCUGAAUGAGGCCCUGAGUCAGAAGGAUGCCUCCUGGAAGAAAGACAUAAAGUGUGAAGGGGAGCCAAUCAGCGUCCUCAUAGAGGCAGACAUCUUGAGGAUCCACUCACUGCUGUGUAAGUGCCUACUGUGCAAACCAGAUGACGAAGAACUGGCGAAUCAGAAAAACGAUGACGAGUGUUGCAUCUGUAAAAGAGAAGAUGAAGAACAGUUGGUGGUGUGUGAUUGCUGCCCUCGCUCCUUCCACCAGAAAUGUCACCUGCCUCAUUUAGACGACGGCAUGUUAGGGGACGAAAGCGAGUGGUUGUGUACGUUCUGCAUAUCCAAAACCUAUCGAGGCUGUUUUUACUGGGAGGAGCUGGAAAGAGAAGCAGCCAUGUCGUGUGAAAUAUCCCAACGCAUGCUGCAAUGCCAGUAUCUCCUUCUGUGUCUGUGCAGUGCUGAUGAAGAACAAAUAUUUGGUACCAACCCAUGCCUCUAUUUUAACGACUACUCCUCCGCGAUCGAUACUCCGAUGUGGCUGGGUCACAUAGCAGACAAACUCCAGAAGCAACUCUACAAGACUGUUGGGGAGUUUGUGACCGACGUUGAUCUUAUUUUCUCUAACUGUGCUUUAUACAACCAGGACAAUGAUGAAUUCCUGGCCAUGGGCAACAGACUGAAGGAGUUAUUUGACAAAGAAUUUAAGAGUGUGUUCAACAUCAAUGAAUAGGCUGGUGGCGGAUUAACAGCGUUCUGUUGAAAAAAACUCAGUAGCAGCUGGGAAAAGGUUAAAAAUAUGUCAAUAUGCCUGUGGUAUAUAUCUUUAUGACAUAUCCCUCCUAUGUGGUUGAAAUAUCCCAAAAUAAAUGAUUCCUAUUCAGAAUCAUGUAAGUGACUUUACUUGAAUAAUGACAAGUGAUUUCAAUCUAUAAUUCUACUAAAAUGCAUUAAAAAAAGGAUUCUUCCCACUACUUAUUUUCUUUCAUAAAAGGCGCAGUACAAUAAAUAACCAAAGGUUUAACAUUUAAAUGUUUUUCUUCAAUACAAUUUUAUCAGAGUAUUCAUUUUUAAAAGUGAGAAUUGUUUUCCUGUAGGUUGCUCUUAACAUUGUUUUUAUUGCAAUGUUUCUAUUAUGGUAUUCCCCCAUAUGUGAGGAGGGUUUUUAAAUUAAUUUAUUGUAAAAGACUGAAGCAUUUUGAAUCGCGUAACUGUCCCUGCACAGAAUUUAAAGUACAAUCCAUUUGCACUUUCUCUCUUUCUGUCUCCAUCUCUGAUGUGUUGCUUGUGGAUGUGUUUUUUUAAAAUAAAAUAAUAGCUUGUGUACAUC